AUGCCCGGAUCAAGUGAAGGAUUGCUUGAAAUUGGGCUAGGGUUUGAUGCAAAUUCUGAUGUUAGCAAAACUAGGGUUGAGAAGUCGGAUAUGGAAAAAUUGGGGAAAAAGAAAAGAUCUUCUGAGAUCAAAUCUGGAUUUGAUUCUGAUGAUGAUGAUGAGCCGAUUGGUUCUAUGUUUAAGAUUAAAAACAGAAGGAACCCUAAGAAGGUUAAGGUUCAAAAUGAUGUGUCUGAAGAUCAGGAGUUCGGUGGUAUGGAUGACACAUUGGCUACUUUUAGAAAGAAAAUAAAGGGCCCAAAGGUGGCUAGGGCGAGUGCACCAAAAGGUAGUGAUUUAAACACCGAUUUGAAUGAACCUGUGAAUGAAUCAUCAGUUGGGGCUGUGAAAAAUGAAGAUUUGGCUGCAAAAUUGGUCCCAAACACAAUCACAAAAGAACAGAUCCCAUCUGAAGAUGGAGUUAUUGUCAGAGAAGGGUUGAAAAACAGUGGUAAAGAGAAAAGUAAGAAACCCAAGAAUAAACCAACAAAGAAGAAGGGUUCUGGUGGCAAGAAUUUGACAGAAAACUGUGUGGAUGAUCAUUUAGAAGAUUCCUUAUCAGUUUUGCUUCAGAAAGCUCGCAAAAGCUCGAAACUUAAGCAGGUUAAGUCAACUCAACCUCAUAAAGAUGGAGUUGACCAAAACCCUAAUGAUUCAGUGUGUGAUUUGGAUACCACUCCAGUUGAGAAAUCACAAAAUGACAAGGAUAUGGUUCCUAUUUCAGUACCUGAAUGUUCAAAGUUUUCUCCCAAGAGUCAAAGAUUAGAAGAAGAUGAAAGGUUACUAGACCACUCUAGUAAAGAUCCUACUGGAAACAAUGGUUUUAAAGAUGAUUCAAAUCAUUCUGUUAUAGCAAAGUUGUCCCAUGAUCUUUCCGAGAUUCAAGUUCAUAAUGAAAAAAAGGAACCUUCAAGUCCUAUCCAUGAGAGUCUGCCAGUUAUAGAGUCCAUUGACCGUUUGGACGAUAAUCAACACCAGAUUCAAGGUACUUCAAUGGAAGAUCCUGAAAAUGUUUCUGUUUCUUCACAAAAGGAGAACACAUCAGCAUCAAAUGGUAGAUUAUCUCCUGUUUCAUUAGGAGAAUGCAAUGAGGAGACUCCAUCAAUUGCCACAGAUCAAAAUGAAGCAUCUGCAAGUGACAAUGAAACGAAAGAAAAUCAUCAAACAGUUGGCAGGCGUAUUGUGAGACAGGCUAAAAGGCAUAGGCAUGAUGACAUGGCGUAUGAGGGGGAUGCUGAUUGGGAUAUACUGAUUCAUGAACAGAAUUUUCUUGCAAAUCAUCAAGAAGGAGGAGACAAAGGACAUCCAAUUAAAACAAAGGGCAAACAAGAUUUCUUCAUGGAAGCAGAAAGUGGUGGAACAGCUGCUGUUUCAGUUGGACUCAAAGCUCGUGCUGCUGGACCUGUUGAGAAGAUUAAAUUUAAAGAAUUAUUCAAACGUAAAGGAGGCCUUCAAGAAUAUAUAGACUGCAGGAAUCAUAUUCUACAUCUCUGGAAUAAAGAUGUAACUCGCAUAUUGCCUCUUUCAGAAUGUGGAAUAUCUAAUGAACAUCCACAGGCUUCUCUUGUUAAAGAUAUCUACUCAUUUCUUGAUCAAUAUGGUUACAUAAACUUUGGAGUUGCUUCCAAGAAAGAGAUGUCAGAUACAAAUGUGAAGCACAAUUUCAAGCUUUCAGGAGAUGACAACAGUGGAAGAAAAUCAUUGGAUGAUGGGGUUUCCUUUAUUCUUGGUAGUACUACUAAAACUGAUGAAAACUUGACAGAUGAAAAUGAUCCAAAAACCGAACUUUCAGAAGGGGUUUUCAGAAAAGAUAAAGUCGCUGAUGUGUCAUCCAUGUUGGCAGAGUGUAAACCCCAUUCACCUUCUUCCAACUGCCAUGCUGGACAACCACCCCACAAUCUUGUAAUUGAUCAAAAGGAACCGAGUGUCUGUAUGCAAUGUGAUUCAGAAACAAAAAGCAAAAAGAUCAUAGUAAUUGGAGGGGGUCCAGCUGGACUAACUGCAGCCCGCCAUUUACAGAGACAGGGGUGCCACGUCACCAUCCUAGAGGCCAGGGGUAGAAUCGGCGGACGUGUUUUUACAGAUUAUUCAUCCCUUUCAGUUCCAGUAGAUCUUGGAGCUAGUAUUAUCACUGGUGUAGAAGCUGAUGUCACCUCACAAAGAAGACCAGAUCCUUCUUCAUUAAUUUGUGCACAAUUAGGGCUUGAAUUAACUGUUUUAAACAGUGAUUGUCCCCUUUAUGACACAGUCACUGGUCAAAAAGUUCCUACAGAUUUAGAUGAAGCAUUGGAGGCUGAAUACAACGGUUUACUUGAUGACAUGUCAUUGGUUGUUGCCCAAAAGGGUAAUCAAGCAAUGCAGAUGUCUUUAGAAGAGGGUUUGGAAUUAGGGCUCAAAAUCCGAAGAUCUGAAGACAAUAAAAAUAGUAAUAAAGAUGAAAUCUUGAAUCCUCUUGAAAGAAGAGUCAUGGAUUGGCAUCUUGCUCAUUUGGAAUACGGUUGUGCUGCUUCUUUACAAGAUGUGUCUUUACCUUAUUGGAAUCAAGAUGACAUUUAUGGCGGAUUUGGUGGGGCCCACUGUAUGAUUAAAGGUGGUUAUGGUGCUAUUGUUGAUUCUUUAAAAGAUGGACUACAUAUCCACUUAAACCAUAUGGUUACCGAUGUAUGCUAUCAAACAGAGAAAGAUGGGAAAGAUUCAUCACAGAAGAAAGUCAAAGUUUUGACCCAAAAUGGGAAAGAAUUUAGUGGAGAUGCGGUUUUGAUCACAAUCCCACUCGGGUGUCUAAAAAGAGAAACAAUCAACUUCUCUCCAAAAUUACCUGAUUGGAAACAUUCUUCAAUCCAAAAACUCGGUUUUGGUGUUCUUAACAAAGUCAUCUUGGAGUUUCCGGAAGUUUUUUGGGAUGAUUCGGUUGACUAUUUUGGAGCUACAGCAGAAGAAACCGAUCAAAGGGGUUGGUGUUUUAUGUUUUGGAAUGUCAAAAAGACAGUCAACGCCCCUGUCCUCAUAGCAUUAGUAGUAGGAAAAGCUGCAGUCAACCGCCAAGAUUUGACCCCUUCUGACCAUGUCACACACGCCUUAGCAACCCUCCGGAAGCUUUUUGGGGAAACUAAGGUUCACGAUCCAGUUGCAUCUGUAGUAACUGAUUGGGGGCGGGACCCGUUUAGCUAUGGUGCUUAUUCAUAUGUUGCAGUAGGGGCAUCUGGGGAAGAUUAUGACACAUUAGGAAAACCUAUUAACAACUGUUUGUUUUUUGCUGGUGAAGCUACAUGUAAAGAGCAUCCAGACACUGUUGGAGGGGCAAUGAUGAGUGGGAUGAGGGAAGCUGUUCGGAUAGUUGACUUGUUGACCACUGGAAAUGAUUUUGUUUCAGAAAUUGAAGCCAUUGCUGCUGCUAAAAGGCAUUCAGAUAGUGAAAAGAGUGAAGUUAGAGACAUUAUUAGGAAACUCGAUGCUAUUGAUCUUACAAAUGUUCAUAAGCAUGAGACAAAAGAAGGGUUGUUACAGAAUAUGUUUUUGAAUGCAAAGAGUAGAGCUGGAAGGUUGCAUCUUGCUAAAGAGCUGUUGAAUCUUCCUUCUGAUUUGCUUAAAUCAUUUGCUGGAACUAAAGAAGGACUUGGGAUUCUCAACUCAUGGAUCUUGGAUUCAAUGGGGAAGAAUGGGACUCAACUAUUGCGACAUUGUGUUCGUCUUCUUGUGCUUGUAUCUACAGAUUUACUUGCAGUUCGUCUCUCAGGUAUAGGAAAAACUGUAAAAGAGAAGGUAUGUGUGCAUACAAGCAGAGAUAUACGUGCAAUAGCAAGUCAACUUGUGAGUGUUUGGGUUGAGAUUUUCAGAAAGGAGAAGGCGUCUAAUGGGGGGUUGAAGUUGCUCAGGCAAUCAAGUGCUGCAGAUGCUUCUAGAACCAAAUCUUUAGCUUCCGGGAAGCCGCCACUGCGGGCCCACCAUACUUCAUCGGAGAACAGGGCGGUGAAGGGCGGCGGCAGCAGCAACAACCCUUUAUCUGUGAAUCCAAACGGUAGAAAAGGAAAGCCUGAAAGUAAGCCUUCUAGCUCUCAAGGCUCAGGUGGAAGACAAAACUGUAAGGAGGAGGAGGACAAAGAUUUUCCCAUGUCUGAAGAGGAACAGGCGGCUUUUGAUGCUGCUGAAGCCGCCCGUGCUGCCGCCAUUGCAGCCGCCGAGGCAUACGCAUCAUCCGGUGUCAAAUGCAACACUCCUUUACAACUUCCAAAAAUACCCUCCUUCCACAAAUUCGCAAGGCGGGAACAGUACGCCCAAAUGGACGAUUCUGACCUCCGGAAGAAGCUAGCUGGCGGCAAUAUCGGGCGGCAGGAUUCGACAUCCGAAAUCGAUUCAAGAAACUGCAGAGUCAGAGACUGGUCGGUUGACUUUUCCGGUGGCGGAGUCAACCUUCCGGACACCCGGUCCCACCACUCAAACGAAGUGAGCAGCUACCGAGAACAUUCCGGAGAAAGCACCGGUGUUGACAGCAGCAACAUCUUUACAAAAGCAUGGGUGGAUAGUGCGGGGAGUGAAGGGAUAAAAGACCAUAAUGCCAUUGAAAGAUGGCAGUCUCAAGCUGCAGCUGCUGUUGAUUCUGAGUUUUAUCAUAGGGGCAGUUUUGUCAUGGAUGAAGAAGAUUCAAAUUCAAAUAUGAAAUUGGGAAUGGCAAAUGAGAGUUCGGCUUCACAGGUGACUAGUGUGAAUAGGGAGUUGGUGGGAAAUCAGCCUAGAGGAGUAGAUAAUAUCAAACAAGCUGUUGUUGAUUACGUGGCAUCACUUUUAAUGCCUCUUUAUAAAGCUAGAAAGAUUGAUAAAGAUGGCUAUAAAUCCAUCAUGAAGAAAACAGCUACAAAGGUAAUGGAGCAGACUACUGAUGCGGAAAAAGCAAUGGCUGUUUUCGAGUUUCUUGAUUUUAAGCGGAAAAACAAGAUCCGGGCAUUUGUGGACAAGUUAAUAGAGAGGCAUAUGGCGAUGAAGUCAGAUACUAAAUCUGGAUGUGUCUGGUUGCUUGUUUUCUGUGUUUAUGCAGAAAAGUAUAGAUGUUCAUGGAUGUAUGAGGACGUGGCACUUAUCAUCGAUCACAGUUAUUUUAGAGGAGAAAAUAAACCACUAGACAUGGGAGCAUGGAAUUUAAGGUUUGAUUUUGCUUCGAAUUUUAAAGUCGUUUUACUCUUAUAA
Lactuca saligna is the source of this 5220-nucleotide messenger RNA. The record is from the annotation of a GenBank genome assembly. NCBI's taxonomy places the organism in Eukaryota, Viridiplantae, Streptophyta, Magnoliopsida, Asterales, Asteraceae.